UUAUUAUUAACAUAUUUUAUUACUACUAGAAGACAUCGAUUUUUGCACGAUUUACUUAUUUCCUUUCAGAUUUUAUCACUUAUGGAACAUUUCGAUCUCCUACCCUUUGGCCAUGAAAAAAUUGGAAGUCUUUCUGAAAGUGCAAAACGGCGGCUUAUUAUAUGCACUUAUUUACUCAGCGAUCCCCUUAUUUUAUUGUUUGACGAUCCGACCAAAGAUUUAGACGCAUUAUCAAAUUAUCAGUUGAUAUAUUCACUCAAUUGCUAUAUGAAACGAUGUCAUCGAAUAGCAUUAAUUUCCUUACGAUGUCCAAGAUCGGACAUUUAUCAAUUAAUGUCUCGUAUUACGAUUCUUUUCUAUGGCGAAGUUAUGUAUUCAGGCCAAACGAAAUAUAUGCUUUCUUAUUUUCGUCAAAUUGGUUUCCCUUGUCCGAGCAAUGAAAAUCCGGCCGUUUAUUAUUUAUCGCUUGCAACCAUCGAUCGAGAGACAUCUCAGCGAUAUCGAGAAAGCCAAGAUCAAGCAAUAAAAUUAGUAAAUCUAUUUAUGGUAAGUUCUGAGAGAGAUUUUCGAAACUGUCCAUGA
Dracunculus medinensis (Guinea worm) is the source of this 582-nucleotide messenger RNA. NCBI's taxonomy places the organism in Eukaryota, Metazoa, Nematoda, Chromadorea, Rhabditida, Dracunculidae. The record is from the annotation of a GenBank genome assembly.